AUGCCCCGCGCCAAGAAAGAAACCCAAGCCGAGAUUACACAACGCACCAUGGAAGAGAUGCAGACACAAAUUGCUCAACUUACUCAAGCAAUGCAAGGUCUGUUAGUUCAACGUAAUGCCGCCGCACCAGUAGAAGAACAAGACGAUGAACAGUCUGAUCACGAUGACGAUGCACACCCAUUCGCAGUUCUUGGAGAAAAUCGACAAAGAGCUCAACCAGCUCAACUUAACGAGCGAUGGGAUCAGAGCUUUAAAUUCGAAAUACCAGAUUUCCAUGGUAGCCAGGUCGCGGAAGAUCUCCUUGACUGGAUCGCCACAGUGGACGAAAUCUUGGAAUUUAAGCAUGUUCCGCUUGACCAAUGCGUCUCUGUCCUAGCAAUGCGGUUUCGAAGCAGAUCAACCGCUUGGUGGACUCAACUUAAAGCAUCCAGACUUCGUUUAGGCAAACCUAAAAUUGAGUCAUGGGAAAAAUUGAAGAAACACAUACGCAAGAUGUUCUUACCAUAUAACUAUGAUCAGCUAAUGUUUCAACGUUUACAACACCUUCGUCAAGGAAGCUGCACAGUGGAAGAAUAUGCAACUGAGUUCUUCUUGUUACUAAACAGGAUCGAUAUUCAUGAUUCAUACAUGCAACUCGUUGCCCGCUUCAUCGGUGGCUUGCGUCAACAGAUUCAAUACACAUUGAAUUUGUUUAACCCGCUCACAUUAUCUGAAGCUCAUCAACAGGCCUUAAUAGUCGAAGCACAGAGCAAGACAGGUUCCACACCUUGGAACUUGACUCGACAGCAGCGAACGACCCCGACUCCAUCAACAACUACUCCACCAACACUCGCUACCCCAACCGAAACAGCCAUCGUUCCAGUUGAUACAACAACACGUCCAGCUCGUACUGGAAAUUUACGUUGCUUUGCUUGCGGAGAACUCGGUCAUCGCCAAGCAAAUUGCCCAACCCGCAACAAACGAGGCCUUUUACUUGACUCGUCUGGUCGCGACGUCGAACUUGAAGAUGAUGACGAUGUUCUAGAUGACGAUCAUGAAGAAUUAAUAGCAGAGACUGGAGUUUCGCUAAUGUUAUGA
Messenger RNA from Brassica napus (rape), 1077 nucleotides. RefSeq lists its product as uncharacterized. NCBI's taxonomy places the organism in Eukaryota, Viridiplantae, Streptophyta, Magnoliopsida, Brassicales, Brassicaceae. The transcript has a single exon. Gene Ontology annotation, molecular function: nucleic acid binding; zinc ion binding. The coding region runs from base 1 to 1077 and encodes 358 amino acids. The record is from RefSeq and is a predicted model, not a curated record.